Messenger RNA from Pseudomassariella vexata, 2057 nucleotides. RefSeq lists its product as uncharacterized. Lineage: Eukaryota; Fungi; Ascomycota; Sordariomycetes; Amphisphaeriales; Pseudomassariaceae. The transcript is spliced from 7 exons. The record is from RefSeq and is a predicted model, not a curated record. Bases 219 to 1832 code for a protein of 537 amino acids.
GGCGUGUCGAGUAAGGUACGUACCGGGGAGACUAUUCCCAAAAUGGAUAGUUGCAGCAACCUGCCUCACCAACCCUGGAAGGUACAGCCCAACUUAACCUCGCCAGCCUCGUCUCAAGUGCGAACGAGGUUUGAAAAUUCUUCCCGGUAUCACUCACGUUGGCAGCGUGUCCUCUCUUCAGUACCAUAAUUGUUUGUAGGUGUAUUGUAUUGUCCACUAUGUCGUUUGUGGGAUUCAGGGCCAACGGCGUCUUCCCAUCAUCGCCGGCCGAAACCGAGACGUCUAACAUCUCAGCUCAUUUGGUGGUUGAAAGUUGUCGUUCGGGAAAGAUAGUGUCUUUCCCCCCAAGAACUAAAUACACCAUCAUGGCUGGCCAACAACGAAGUGAUGGCCAAGGCAACAAUGCGUUUGACCUCAACAUCGCCGCGUCUGAGUUCUCGACCUCGUUGAUCAAGGAUAAGAUCCAACGGAUGUCUCACGAGCUUGAUGACGAUCUGGGGCGACACUAUGUUUUGCAGAUUCGCACCAUUCUCAGAGAGGUUGAUCGGAAGCGUAUCAAAUUUAACAACACCAAGCACCACCUACUCCAAAACCUCCGAGGCACCCUGUCAUCUUUGGGAGUCAGCAAUGAUUCCAUCGCGACUACUGUCUCGGAGAUCGACGCAAUGGCACCAAUUUGGUUGGCUGUCAUACCAAACGCAUCGUCUUUGGCUGUUCGGCCUCCAUCGCCGGCUGUUUCACCGCUCCAGGAGACUCCUGUGAGCUUUCAAGGCACCCCCCCUGGACUGAUUAUUGAACCAGGAAGACCUGCUGGUGCAGCCAAUUCAGAGUCUAGACCACAUAUACCUGCCGUCGAUGGAGAUUAUGCGGCUAGUGGAAAUCGUGGGUCUCCGAUUUUGGAAGUUAUGGACAAACUACGAAGUCCCAUGAAUCUGCAGUCUCCUGUAGACCAUUCCAAACGACCCCGAGAAGAAGAUGAGAACGACUCAGUAGCUAGGAAGAAGUCCAAGCAGGAUGGUUCGCAGGAACAACCCCAAAGAAUUUUUCCCACAGACUGGAGUCAAGAACGUACACUCAGCUUGGCAGACCUUGACCCAACCGAGUGUGUAUUCCGGCACUCUCAGCACGGCGGGUUCUUCGUCAUUCGUUGCGACUACCACGAGUGCAGUCUCGGGAUCGCCGACUCGCCUCCAUUUGAGAACAAGCGAGCAUUUCACCACUUCAAUUCAAAGCAUUUGAGAGAGUGUCAAUCUGAUUCUUACAUAUUCGUCAACUACGCUUACCAGGUCAACGCUAGUGAGGACGAAAUUGCUUCCCGGUACCAGGAUGGCAAGAUCCCAGAGUGCACCCCUAGCAAUGAGAUCUCAAAGCCGACACCGGUGAAGCAAGAGUCACCUAGAGUAAUGUGUAGUCAGCCCUUAAUGGAGCAGGAGAUCAUGUCUACUGAAACCCCAAGUAAGGGAGACGGUGUCACUGGUUUGGAGGAAAGUGACCAUGAGAAUCGCAACGCAGAAGAAGACUAUGAUGACGAGGACAACAAGUCGGAUGAUAAAGGGCCGCAUAGAAACCUCCGGCAGAAGCCCAGAACAUCCUACCUCGAUAUGAUCCGUGGCCACAAUCGGUUGAGCAUGUCAUACGGGACUCCUGAGGCUACUUCUGCGAGAGCAUCACCCCAGAAAGGAGGAUCUGCCGACCGGGGUAGUGACAAGGCUAAGGGAAAGGACUCCAAAGGCUCCCCUGCCGGAAUUUUCAGCGGAAAGUCGAAGACAUCGGGGGCUCGCAAGCCGUUUGGGUUCACGGGGGAGUGGCCUAGACGUUCCGCCCCAAGUUGAAUUCUACUUGCACGUUGAGCCGUGGAAUGAGUGGUAUAAGUCUCAUUAAACCCUUCUAAUUGCUAGUGGCUUCGUGGAAUAGAUAAUAUCGAAGAAAUAAAAGUAGACAAAGGAAACGGAACUGAACGAUGAUCUGAAUAUAUGGUGGACAUGAACCAUAGCGACGAGACCUAAUUUUUCCCCUUGCACGUAGUCAAACUUACUUUCAAUAAUACAGCUAUGUCU